AUGGCGAACUACGACGACUAUGAAACCAAUCUAAUGGAGGACGAGUACGACGACCUUGAUGAUUUUAUCGUUGGAAGCGAUAAUGAGGGAGAGGAGGAGGAGCUUCCGGAUGCUGAGGAGGAGGAACAAGCUGAAGAAGAACAACAAGUAGAAGAAGCGGUUGAGGAAGAAGAGCCUCCGGUUGGCGUGCAAGAGAUCCUUUCCAUAAGGGAGCAAUUAAAGGCCAAAUACAGGAAACAACAUCUGUCUGCCGGCGCCGGGACCUCCAGCUGCUCGCCGUCUGUGCAAGAGCCGGCCAGGUCCAGAUUUGGCACCUUCUUUGGGCCAUCCACGCCUGCACUUGCUCCUCGACUGAUCGAAGCAGGGAGCUCAUCGAUCAUGAGGGAGAUUCAGAACGUACCGUCAAGAAGAGAUGCUGCUCCGUCGUCUUCGAAAUCGGAGCCAAAUGCAAGCGACCAUGAGCAGAAACCUAAGAUCAUAACAAAGGUUAAACGAAAGGUUGACACCCUUAGAGAGAACAGGGACUACUCGAACCUCUUCUCAGACGAUGCUGAUACACCUGCUCCCCCAACGAAGGAACAGCAAGAAUCUAAGCCUGUUGUGUCCCCCAAAACUGAGGUCGAGGUCUGCAGCAGACCAAUGCAAGCUGCUGGAAAAAACAACAAUGUGCACGCAGGCCAGCCUACCAGAACACCAAAGGACCAUGGAUCCGUUCAGGUCCGUGUACAGAGCAAGGUGUCUUCUCAGGUGAAGAAGCAGCCACUGCCACUACCAAACGGGAGAAAGACGAAUCCUUCAGUCAGCAGCGGAUCCAGACCGUCCAACGUCAAGAAAGCUCCUGGGUUGCAGGCAUCCUCUAAUGGCCAAAACCUGCAGCGUCCGUUGCAGAGCAAGAGGCCACAGGCAUCGCCUGCUGGUCAGAAGCAGCUUCCGUCACAAGCCCAACGGCCGCCUCAGGGUCAGAGGCAUCAGAACCAUGUCCCGCCAUCGUCGCAAGUUCGAAGGGUGAAUUCGUCUGUGCAAAGCCUGCAGCAUUCUGCACAGACGGGAUCUGCCCUGCCUCAGGACAGACAAAAAAUGAUACAAAAACGGCCGGUUCCAUCCUUAAAACCAAAGCCAUCUCCAACAAGUGCCGUUUACAAUGCUCACGGCAAGACAAAGGUUGGACUGAAAAGGAAACUCAGUGAAGAGGAGAGAGUUCGUCAGUUGGUCAGAGAGACGAUAAAGUACAAUCCGGCUAAAUACGCUGGCAGAGAUGAGGAUGAUAGAAACAUGGUAGCAGGUUUUGCCAGCAUACAGAUGGAAGAGAGAAGAAGUGCAAAGCUUGGAAGAAAGGAGGAUCAAGAGCAAUUGCUCAUGAUUCAGGAAGAAGAGAGGCGUGAACGGGCAAAGAAGAAGAAAAAGCAACCGGCACAAUCGUAGAAGAUUUAGGGCCCUAGUAGCCAUAAAUUGUGCACCUCUAUUGCCUAAUUUCCAGGCAUAUAUAAAGUUAAGGAUUGUAAUAUCUCAUGAGUAUGAGAUGACUCUUACAUUUUGAUGGUUCAUCUUAGUUCAGCAAGAGACCUCGACAC
This is a messenger RNA of Lolium rigidum, 1571 nucleotides long. RefSeq lists its product as uncharacterized. Bases 1 to 1422 code for a protein of 473 amino acids. Gene Ontology annotation, cellular component: nucleolus. Gene Ontology annotation, molecular function: histone binding; DNA binding. NCBI's taxonomy places the organism in Eukaryota, Viridiplantae, Streptophyta, Magnoliopsida, Poales, Poaceae. The record is from RefSeq and is a predicted model, not a curated record. Gene Ontology annotation, biological process: regulation of DNA-templated transcription; nucleosome assembly. The transcript is spliced from 8 exons.